ACCCUAAACCUAAAAACUAGCCGCCCCAUACCUUCCCUCUCCUCCAACCCCUCUGCCCACAUCCAACUCGCCCAAACUCGCCGUAAUCGGGCGAGUUCGCCCUCAACGAAUCCCAUGGUCCCCCUCUCUCUCUUCUCCUUCUUCCAUGUCAUUCAUUCCGUACUAAAUCUCAUCAUUUCAAUCCGAUUCACGGAUUUCUUCUUUUAUUUCUUUUGUUUAAACAUAAAUCCGAGGCCCUUGAAUAAAUUUGGGAGAAAUGGGAACCGUUGGAUGAAGAUUUUUGUCCAAAGUCUCCAGUUUUCUGAUUUUUGUUUGUGAAAGGGGGAUUUUCGGAUUUGAUUUUGGGGUCCCACACGAUAUCUUGCUGAGGAAGAAGAAGCUUUAAGAGAGGGUAUAUAUUUGGAGCCUUUAGAUAGAGAAGAGGAAAAAAAAAGUUCGAGGGUUUUGAUACUGGAUUUCGACAUUUCUCUUCUGAUUUCGAUUUUUCAUAAAAAAAAAUUCAAUUCUUCUUGGUUUUAAUUUGACUCCCACUUCGAAAAAUACAAAAAAAAUUAUUAUUUUCAGUUCUGUUUUGAUUCUCUUUCAUGGAGUUCAACUGAGGCAUUGUGGAGUUUUGAGGUUUUGUUAGCCGUUCGAGUUGGCUCGCGAUUCCGUUCGAGUUAAAUUUGUUCGUGUAAUUGUUGGAAUAUCUUUAUUAAUCGAAAACCAGCCUUUCUCAGGUUCGUCUCUUUACCAUUAGAUCUUCUCUCAUUUGCUUAUGGUGAAUCAAGCCUUAAAAGAGCCAUAUUAAGAUGGGUUAUUUGGUAUUCUGCAUUGAAACACUUACCUCCAGAAAUAUGGGUAAUUGAUAGUUGAGAUUUGUUUAAUUUUCUUGGGGUUUGUUCACUCCUCUGUUUUAGCAUUUCAUUUAGUCUUGUUUAACAGAUCUUUGGGAUUGAGUGAAUCUAUUUUGUGGUGAAUUUACACCUGAACGGCAAAGAAUUUUUAUACAAGAAUACCAGGAUCGCGUUUGAUUUUAGUCAAAUAGGGAUGAAUAUUCAUGUAAUUCUUUACCAUUAAAAAUCACUUAAAACUAUAAUUAUCCAUAUGUUCGCUCGCUUUCUUUUUAUGGCCAAAACAUGGAUUAUGUGAGUUGAAGUUGUCAACUGGCCUUUACAAUCUUCAUAUAAGAUGCAUCCAUCAUGAGUGUCUCGAGGUUAACCUGUCAAUAGUUGGGUUUUCUAGCCUACCAAAGGUGAUUUAUGGCAUGUUUCAGUCCACCUCUUGAGUUGAAUUUUUUGUCGAAUCUUAAAAAGUUGGGAUUUAGUUCUUCGAUUGAAUGAGUUGAGAGUCUUUCUUAAGGAAGAAAAAAUUAGUUCUAUAGCAUAUUAUCUCAAUAGCGUAGGAGCUUUUGUCAUCGGGUAUGAUUGUUUGGCAUUAUUUUAAAACAAAAAAUGAGUUUUAAAAUCAUUGUUGUUGUUUCGUUACCUUGUAAGAUUUGUUGGUUUACUUUUGAGGUAGAUUUGGACGUGUAGUUAAUCUGGGGUAUAGAGCACAAUUUAUGAUUGAUUUAAAUUGUUUUCUAAAUGAUGUAAGAUAAAGAAGAAUUAGGGUGAUUAGAAAUCUUUUAAUGGCUCUUCUUAAUGGCUUUGAUUCACAUUUUCCUUUAUUGUUCUUCAGCCCUCCCUUUAUUUGCUGAACGUUUUUCUUAUCUAUUUGAAUGCUACUUUGUUCGAUCAUGCUGGGUGUGAAAUUGUAUGAAUGAUGAACUGGGUCGUGGGAUUGGAGGGUACGACCAGCCCAUUUGAUAAUUAUUUUGUUUUCAUAUUUUUAGAUAUAGGGCUCGGUCCCAUAAAAAUAAAAGUUAAAAACAAUACAUGAGUGAAUUUAAUUGUUCUUUUAUUCAGUUCUUUACUUUAUUUUCUUUAUUGAUCAUAUUAUUCAUUAGGAUCAUGUCUGGGCCGGCCAUAUUUGGGUAGGCAAAUCUUCAGGACAUUCGUGUUUUAGCUUCUUUUGAGGCGAGAGGUCGUUCCCUUAGUUAAAUUUAUCCGGGGAAUGACCCGAAGAAUUUGUAAAUAUAUUUUAUUCCGGGGAAUGCCCCAUCGUACAUGUAAAAGGAGGCCAAAAGUAGAAACUUGUAGUAUUUUUAUUUUAUUUUCAUUUUUCUUUCUCUUUUAUUUAGGUGGGGACGACCUUGAACAUCUCGUGUGUUUAUUUUCCUUUUUCUAUGUUUUCUACCUCAAUUGAAUAUUUUUUAAAAGCCGACUAGAUCGACUACGCAACCGUGACUUUCACGGGACUUGGGGAGUGCCUAACACCUUCUCCUCGAGUCAAAUGAACCCCCUUACCCUAAUCUUUGGUGUAGACUUAGUUUUAGAGUUCAGAGUGUUUUGAAAGGAAAAUUAUUAUCAUUUUUAGAAAAAACGGUGACCUGACACACCGAAAUCAAAUGUCAGGUGGCGACUCUGAGUUAUUUUCUUUUGAACACAAUUUUUGUCACAUUCUAAUUGGAAACCCUUUUCAAAGCUUUACUACAUCUUUCUAUUUAUUUAAGAGGGUCAGUGAGGUUUGUUAAAAAAUGGGGUGUGACAGCAUGUGCAAGUAGCACUUUCCAACUGGAGAGUUGACUUCGUAUAGUCACCUCGGGAACUGGUAGGGACAUGUUCCCUCAGUUGUUCCUUCGACUCUGAAGAGUUGAGCCAUAGUCCAAACUGGAUCCCAAACUGGAACAUUGUGAUCUUAAAGUCUUGAGAAUGUUUAAUGUAGAGUUGACUAUACGACGACUAGGGGAGCUGAUCUAUAUCUGUUCCCUCUGUUGUUCCCUUAUCUGAUUUCAUAGAAAAUUGAACCAGACAUCUGACUGGUUACUCUGAAUACAAGAGAACUAAUUGUAUCAGGUUCCUUAUCUGUUUCUAUCAUGAAGUUUGUCAAAUCAUCAAAACAAAAGACGCAUAACUUAUCAGGAAGGAAGACCACAUCGACCAUCUAAAGGAAGCCUUCGAUAUAAUAAGGCGAUACGGCAUGAAGCUGAACCCCAAAAAGUGUGCCUUUGGCAUAACCUCGGGCGAGUUCCUCAGCUUUCUGGUGUCAUAAAGAGGCAUCGAGGUCAACCCCGACCAGAUCAAAGCCAUCGAGGAAAUACCCGAAAUAUUGACCAGCAAAAAACAGGUACAAAAACUGAUUGGUUGUAUAGCUGCCUUGUUGAGGUUCAUCUCACGAUCCUCUAACAGAUUCCACAAAUUCUUAAACGUUCUUAAAAAGGACAAUGAACUCUAGUGAAAUUCAAAAUGUAUCAAGGCCUUAAGAGAACUAAAGGCAUACUUGUCCUCGCCCCCACUACUCGCCAAAGCAGAACCCGGCGAGCGCCUCCUGAUAUACUUAGCUGUAUCAGAGGUUGCAGUAAGUGCAGUGCCAGUCUUUGAAAUCAAAGGCACGCAAUCUCCAAUCUAUUACAUUAGCAAAACCCUAGUCGACGCCAAAACAAGGUACCUCCACCUCGAAAAGUUGGUUUUGGCAUUGGUCAUAGCUUCACGAAAGCUUAGACCCUAUUUUCAAUGUCACCCUAUAUCAGUGGUCACGACCUUCACCCUAAGAAGCAUCCUACAUAAACCCAAGCUGUCAGGUAGAUUGGCCAAGUGGGCCAUAGAAUUGAGCGAGCACGAUAUAACAUAUCAACCGUGAAGAGCAAUAAAAUAGCAGGUACUCGCCGACUUCGUCGCCGAUUUCAAUGCCAAAAUAAAGCCUGAGGUCGAGCAGGAAAGUUCUCGCACCUCUCCUAGGUUACCCGACCUAUGGGUCCUAUACACCGAUGGCGCUUCCUACGCGUCAGGAUCUGGACUAGGACUCAUACUCGAGGUCCCAACAGGAGAAGUCAUCUGCCAGUCCAUACAGUGCCCCGAUAUGACUAACAAUGAGGUUGAGCACGAGGCCGUAAUUGCAGUACUAAAGCUAGCUCUCAAGUACGAAGCACGACGAGUCGUCCUCUGAUGCGACUCACAACUCGUUGUCAACCAAUUCACAGGGACUUUCCAAAUCAAAGAGUAGAGGCUACAAAGUACCAAGCAGAAAUUCAUAAACUACUGCCGGAAUUCGACGAAUGUCAACUCGACCAGAUACCUCGAGCACAAAACAUCGAGACAGAUGGCCUCGCCAAGUUAGCAGCAGCCACCAAAAACAUUAGAAAAGAAAACGUGGUUACCCUCCUCCACUCUUCAAUAGACCAACUUGAGGUACACUCUAUAAAUUUAACUUGGAACUGGCGCAACCGUAUUAUAACAUAUUUGCAGGAGGGAAUACUCCCAUCAAACAAAAAAUAAUCCAAAAAGCUUCGAAUGCAGGCGGCCGAAUACAACAUUAUAAACCACGACCUAUACAAAAGAAUAUUUGGCGGUCUUUUGGCAAAAUGCCUAAGGCCAAACCAAACAAGAUUCUUCCUCGAGGAAGUACGCGAAGGCCACUGCGGUACCCAUACCGGCAACCGAGCAUUCAUCAGAUGCCUCAUACGAGUAGGCUAUUAUUGGCCUACCAUGAAGAAAGAAACCGCCAACUUCGUCAAGAAGUGCGAGCAGUACGAGAAUACGCUCAUAUGAUACACCAAGCGGGCGAGCACCUCCACUUGGUCACAUCGUCAUGGCUAUUCAUCAAAUGGGGAAUGGACAUCGUGGGACCACUCCCAACGGGAUGAUGUAAUGUGCGUUUCCUUUUGGUUUUAACUGACUACUUUUCCAAAUGGGUAGAAUAAGGUGCAUUCGCCCAACUACGCGGACAAAAAGUUAUCACAUCAUAUGGAGGAACAUCAUAUGUCGCUUCGGCAUCCACAAAGAAAUCAGCUGUGACAACGGACCCCAGUUCCACCGGGAAAAAGACCGCUGAAUUCUUUGAGAAAUGGCACAUCAAGCGAACACUCUCCACGCCAUAUCACCCUGCAGGCAACGACCAAGCCAAAUCCUCCAACAAAACAAUACUAAACAUCAUGAACAAGAAACUCGAAGACGCCAAGGGACUAUGGCCGGAACUACUACCAGAAGUGUUAUGGGCAUACCGCACCAUGCCAAAAACAAGCACAGGAGAAACGCCAUAUUCACUAGUCUAUAGGACUGACGUAGUGAUACCAGUCGAGGUCAGGGAAUCAAGUUUGAGAUACUCCAUGAGAGCGGACCAAGCAACGACGAGAACAGAAAGCAAUACCUCGACGAAGCGGAGGAGCGAAGAGACAUGGCUCAUAUAAGAAUGAUAGCCCAAAAACAGCAAAUAGAAUGGUAUUACAACAAAAAGGCCAAAGUAAGACCACUCAAAGUCGGGGACUAUGUACUCAAGGAGAAAACACAGGCGGGCAAAGACCCAAGAGAAAGCUCCCCGCAAAAUCACGGUCCAUACAAAAUCACGACAGCAGCAAACAAAGGAUCAUUCCAACUAGAAACAAUGGAGGGAAAGCUACUACCAAACAAUUGGAAAAUCGCCCCCUCAAAUACUUCAACUUCUAAGAAUGGACGUUCUCCAAAUCGUACUAUUUUUUCCCUCACCUUAGUUUUAUCCCAAUUGGGUUUUAUCGGGGAGGUCUUAAUGAGGCGACGAAGGGGAUGUCUUGAAGUUCAAGUAUAAUUCAUCGCCCCGCCUAUCGACUACUUUUCCAAGCCGAGCGAUGAAGGGACUAGGUAGACUAGAACUUCUCAAAUAUAUGUAUGGAACAAACAGAAACAUGUAAUAUUCUCCAAUGAAUGAAAUAAACAAAACAGCAUGCAAUAUUUUUGCACAACUCCACCAAAUAAUUUUACAUCCUUCAUUCGACCUCGCUCGAAUUAUUUGACACUCGACCUCGCUCGAAUUACUUUACACUCGACUCGCUUGAGUUAUUCGACCUCACUGGAAUUACUUUACACUUGACUCACUCGAGUUAUUCGACAUUCGGCCUCGCUCAAAUUAUUCGACAUUCGACCUCGCCCGAAUUAUUCGACAUUCGACCUCGCUCGAAUUAUUCGACAUUCGACCUCGUACAAAUUACUUUACACUCGACUCGCUUGAAUUAUUCGACAUUCGACCUCGCCCGAAUUAUUCGACAUUCGACUCGCUCGAAUUGUUUUACAUUCGAUCUCGUUCGAAUCAAUCAAACCUCGACCUCGUUCGAGCUAACUAAUAUCCGACCUCAAGUCGGUCUAUGUUCGACUCCGCCAAAAUCAACAUUACAGGCAAACAGCCGAAAUUCAGGGACUUCCCACAUAGCAGACGAGAAGAAAAAGAGAAUGGAAAUCCAAAAAUACAUAGAAAAAAAGGCAAUUAUUCCAUUUCAAUUGUCAGAUUACAGUACUUUUUACAAAGGUCUCGAGGACGCCCUCACAAAAAUAACAAAGCAAAAAGAAAACUAAGUACAAAAGCUUCACGCCACAUAAUCCCCAUCAGCAUACUCAUCAUCAUACCAAGGAUCAGAGGCAAGCCCAUCCAUGGCGUCGUCAUCAUCAUCCCCGCCGGGUAUACCAGGGUCGUAACCACAAGCUUCACGAGCUGCACAUGCCAUAACACAGACGCCCUCAAGCUCCACCUCAAAAACCUUCCCGACAGCCUUCAAAGACUUGUACACGUCAAGUUGAGCCUCAGCGUGAACCCACAUCUCAUACAACUCUCGUGAUAUACUAGGAUCAGCAGAAGUAUGAAAAGUAGACGGUUGGGCCUGCUGUUGCUCCUUCUUGACCUUUAAGGUGACGACCUGUUCAUUUAGCCCAUAUAGCUCUACCUCCAAACUCUCGACCCGCUCCUCCAACCUCGCCACCUUGAGCGUCGACGUAUCCACCUCGUUAGCCCGCUCAGACCUACAAACACUUAAGGUACCCUCUAAAGUUGCUGCCUCCGCCAUAGCGGCCAUCCUGGUCCUUUCAGCCAGAUUCAGCUCCGCGACCCUAGUGCUCAAUUCCGCCCUCAAGUCGACGACCCUAGCCUCGAUUUUUUCAAACUUGACCAUUAGGGACGCCUCCUAUGCCAGGAGAUCUGCAUUCUCAGCCAUCACUCCCUUGCUCACGUCGAGCUCGUCCUCUUUAGCCUUUAGCGCUCCCUCAAGCACGCUGAAUCUGUUGAUGGCCCUCAAAAGCUCCUCGACAUUCUCCUUCAGCUCCUCGUCUUUCUUCUUCAGCUCUUCGUCUUUCUGCUGGAGCCCAUCACGGAGUGACUGAAACUAGCGGUCCUGGCUGAGUAAGUCGGCGAGCGUUCGGUGCUUAGAAUGGUACUCUCCGUACUUGGAUGCCAUUUUCUUGAAAAUGACCGUCCUCCGCUCUUCCCACUGAUCCCACUCAAUCCCCAUGAUAAGGGUCUGACAUGCAAAAAAAAAAGAGAAGAGGUCAGUGGAAGAAAGUUACACAUAUGAAAUGAACUUAACCUAACAUGGGAAAAGAAAACUUACUCGCAAGGCCAUCCAAGAUAUACCCAACGACAGAGCCGUAUCUUUCAGCGUCUGCAACGUCCUAUUCUUAGAAUUCGCGCAGAGGGGAGCGAAGGCCGGCACCACCCGUUUUGAGUUGGCUAGAAGGUCGUAAUCUACGGCAAUGACUAUAUGCCAAUUAGGACCCUCCGUCCUUAUCUCCACGCGAGUAGCCUUCUCCACGAAGGUCUGUACCUCCUCAGGGUCGAUGUCUGAGCCAGAGUCAUCGUCCCCCGCAUGGACAGCUCUCCCUCUCCCAGCUGCCGAUGAUGAGCCACCUUUAACAGCCCGCGUAAGCUCCCCGUUACUACGAACCCCCUAAACCUCAGAGGGCCUCUUCUCCAUGGCGGCACCCGCUGCAGAAACAGCCUCAACGUCUGGUGUAAGCACUGAUUUCGCUUCCAAAGCAAUGAAUCUUUCUAGCUCAACAUCAGCGUCAAUGGCCUUCACGGUCUCUACCCUUCGUCUUUUCCUCGGCAAUGCCUCAUCACCGUAAGAUGACUCGUCCACAAGGUGAAAGAUAGGCUAAGAAGAGAUCUCAUCCGGCACAACAACCGUUUGAGGGGCAGAGUCCCUCAUUGGCGGAACUUGAGUUUGACCUCGAGCAGACUCAGCUAGAGCAAAUUGCAUCCCGAUCGAGGCCACCACCUGACAAAAUGCAAGCACAAGAGCCUUCGCCUUUUUGGAAGCUUGCCAACCUAGCACCAAAGGAAGGUCGCAUCAAAAGGCGAUAGUGAGCGGCAAUAAGUUGGAAGGUAGAAAUAACACUUACUGGACGAAAUCUUGGACCCAAAGAUCUUGUGAAAGGACGCCCAAUCACGAAUUCCCACGGUGUGGGGUAACACGCAAGCCACCCAAUCUUCAAUAUCGAAGACGAGAGAAGGUACACGCUUCUCAGCUGAAAACAAGGAAGCCUUGAGUGGGUCGAAAAUGAAAGAAGAUGAGGAAGAAAAGAGAAAAAUAAUAAACAUAUGGAAAGAUACUUACGAUUAUAGUUCCAUUGCUCGGGGAACCCGGUCAGAUUCGCCACCAGAUGCUCGAUCUUGAUGAAAAGUAUUUAUACCAGAACCGCCGGUUCAUCUUAUCAUCCAUCCCGGCCACCAACCAUUUGGUCUCACGAUGUCGCAGAUGUAUCAAUGUACUCUAUAAAAACUGGGCAAGAAUAGAUGCAGCAGAUGGUGGAUAUUGACCUCACAGCCGGCGAACUCUGCAUACUUCACCAGCAUCAUAAAAACUUUGUAUACAUAAGAGGAGAGUUGAGCCGGCAGACAUUGUAAAAGCGGCAUAACUCCUCCGCUAAUGGAGGGAGAGGAAGAGAAUAACCAACUAGGAAUGGAUAAAUAUAGAAAACGCAAUAUCCGGGCCGAUGAACCUAUACUAUAUCGCCUCUUGCCAGAACAAUUUCGACGUGAGAAGGAAUACGAUAUUUGGACUGAAGGUCGGCUAUUUGACGCAACCCCGUCUCAAAAAGCUCCUAAGCAGGAGCGGGAGCAGGUUCCUUUGGGAAGUCAUUUCCGACCAAAAGAUUAUUAGGAACCACUUCCUCCACAGUGGGAAAGCUUUCUUCCUCCUCAACCAUAGAUUCCUCACCGCAGGGAGGAAUGGCCACCGAUAAAGGAGUGGCAUCGGAGACUCUGUCGUGAAUAUGAGGGGAAUCUGACAUAUUCCAGCAGUAAAGUGUGCACAGCAAAGUCGGAGAAAGAAAAUAUCAACCGAGAAAGAAACCAGGGACUGAAAUUGAAGAAGCUGUAAGAAAUCGAAAGUGGAGAUCAAAGAAGAAGGUCAAAGAAAAACAAUAUGCAUACAAAAUGGAAAAUGCUGAAAGUUUCAAAAGUGAAGCCCCUCUCCUCUAUUUAUAAGGUUGGGUGACACCAAAAUCGAGGCGAAGAGUCGUCAAUGGCACCAAAAUCGAAGCGACAGAAGCAUAUACACUGUAUUGGGAAGACGUGUAAUGAUGACGUGCCUGGCCAUGACGUCAUCCUACGUCAGCCACACCGACCGCAGCCCUGCUGACAACGCCACCAGUUCGACCUUGGUUGAUUCGAUUCAAUCAUCACGACCAAAUUUCCUCUGAACGGUUGCAAACAAAAUCCGCUCAUCGAGGACAUCCAAGAUCACGACCUCAACAAGCGGAGGGACUAACUGUAUUGGUCAAAAUUUAGACUGGACUUAAUAACUUCCAAUGGACGUGGUCGAGGAUUAAGCCAACCACGACGCAAUGACGAGGAGUCAUCCUAAGAAGGAUUAGUGCCGAGGUCGAGUAAAGAAUGUACGAAAGCAAUGGUGGAAUAAGUUUAGAAUAGAAAAAGGGAUAUUCUAUUGAAUAUUCCUUUAAUUGUACUUUUUUUAGGGUUUCUUAGGAAUAUCCCCUAUAAAUAGGAAGAGAUAAAGAAUAAAAAGGGAUCUUGACUUUUGGAUAAGAACACAUUGUAAAAGUUGACUACAGAAAAUAUACAAAGCUUGUCUUGUCCAUUGAUUCCAUUAUUCAACAUACAUCUUUUACUCACAAGAUCCAAGGAUCUCUUAUCCACCUUCAUUUUAUAUUGUCCCCGCGUUAUUGUCAGGAAGGAGAAUCAUACAAGUCAUCUAACAUUUGGGUGAUAACUUCCUUCUUAUUACAUUUAUUGUCAUUGCCUACAUUCAUUGCAAGCUUUCUUUAUUGCAUUCAUUGACAAUCAUUGAGCACUCUUAAUCGGCAUUCAAUAUUAUCGGACAUGAUACUACAUCGUUAAUGCAUUAAGUCUUCAGAUCUAGUAGUUAUUAUAUUUAACUAGAAUUCACCCCCUAUUUUCUUAUUAAUUCGUUUUAGGAAAAGGUUUAAUACUUUUUUGGUAAAACAAGUUAAGCAUUGACCUUUUAUUCCAGACCUAUUGCGGUAUUAUUAGUAAGUUGAAUUUGCAACACUAGAACUCUUCCAACGAAGAAACAAAGAAAUAGUACCCUUUCAAUUCUAAUCAUAUUGCAUUCUAUAUUUAAAAAUGUCUUAAAUGAUUGAUCAAAUUAAUUAUAAAAUCAUUUUCACAUAUGGUUUUAGUAUCCUAACUCAAAUUACUGUUAAAUUAUUCUUUUUUCCCCAGGAAUUACUAUUAAAUUAAUAACUCGGUCUAAAAUAAAACAAACAUUUAAAAAAUAACACAGGUGCAUUUGGUUGAAAGAAAAGGAAAAAAAAAAAAAAAAGAACUACUGUUUUUGUGCUUCUAUUUUCAGCUACCUCGGAGUAAGCCUGGACAAAAACAGAGUUAGUACUGUUACAGUAGUAGCAGCAGCGACUAAAUGGAGCAGAAUAAAGCUUCCGCCUCUAUUCCUCCAACCAAACGCGUCCGCUGCAUCGUCAAGCUUGUUCAGGAGGUGCAGCGAUCACAUGUAAAAAUAAAUUGGAGACUAUAGAUGAGGAGAAUCUUAAGGAAGUUUCAUCCCAGCUUCGUCAAGCAUUGAUUCCGAAUUCUGAUUCUGCAAAAGUUCUUGGAAUGGAUUGGAGCAAAAGGCCUGGACAGUCUGAACCUCCAAGUUUCGUCGAUGAGUUCAGUGAUCAACCAGUUGUGGAUUCAGAAAGUUUUAUUGUUGUUCAUGGAGCAGGUUCCUUUGGACACUUUCAAGCUAGCAAGUCAGGUGUUCAUAAGGGUGGACUAAGCCAACCUCUUGUCAAGGCUGGUUUUGUUGCUACAAGAAUUUCAGUCACAUCCCUCAAUCUUGAAAUCGUGAGAGCCCUAGCAAGAGAGGGUAUUCCUUCCAUCGGAAUGUCUCCAUUCUCAUGUGGUUGGUCAACAUGUCAAAGAAAUAUGACAGAGGCUGACAUUUCAAUGGUCAUUAAAGCUAUUGAUGCUGGUUUUAUACCUGUUUUGCAUGGAGAUGCUAUCCUGGAUACGUUACAGGAGUGCACUAUUCUGAGUGGAGACGUGAUAAUACGUCAUUUAGCAGCUGAACUAAAGCCAGAGUUUGUUGUUUUUCUUACGGAUGUACUUGGCGUAUAUGAUCGUCCACCAGUAGAACCUGGCGCUAUACUUAUCCAAGAAAUUGCUGUACGUGAAGAUGGAAGCUGGUCGGUAGUGAAACCUAGAUUAGAGGACACAAGCAAGCCAGUUGAAUUCAGUGUAGCUGCCCAUGAUACAACUGGUGGGAUGGUGACAAAGAUAACAGAAGCCGCUAUGAUUGCAAAGCUUGGAAUCGAUGUCUACAUAACAAAGGCAGGAACGGACCACUCAGUGAAAGCCCUUAGUGGAAUCUUGAAAGGCAGCAUACCUGAUGACUGGCUUGGAACAGCCAUCAGGUAUAUGAGUUAAAUCAUCGAUUACUGCAGUGAAACCUGGCCAGUGUAUUCGUGCAGCGAGGAUGAUGAUUAAUACAGUAAGAAAUGUACCAUUUGGACCCCUGAACGAGAGGGUGCAAAUCAUUUCAAGACCUUUUUGUUUCUGGGUGAAUUACAAACAGCAAAUUUUCAGUUUAUAACUUCUCAGAUUUUCCUUAUUACAGAUCAUAGCAGUAUAAUUUCAUAUUUUGGUC
Molecule: messenger RNA, 11884 nt
Organism: Nicotiana tabacum (common tobacco)
Lineage: Eukaryota; Viridiplantae; Streptophyta; Magnoliopsida; Solanales; Solanaceae
Product: isopentenyl phosphate kinase
Biological process (GO): terpenoid biosynthetic process
Cellular component (GO): cytosol
Molecular function (GO): kinase activity; isopentenyl phosphate kinase activity
Source: RefSeq, a predicted model, not a curated record